AUGGCUUCUAAUCAAGAAGAUAAAAAGAACAAACGUUGGCUCGAGUGCCAAUUUCAUGAUGCCGAUCAAACAUCGAUUAAGAAACCCGAUGAGUUAGGAAUCAGCGAGAAAGGUUUUGCACCGUUGCAAGAAAUCAAUCCUGAUCUAGUGGAUCGUAUCCAAGGUUCAAUGUUUGGGUUGGUCGUGGGCGAUGCUCUUGGGGCUCACGUUGAAUUCAGGCCUAACAGUUAUUUGACUGCUAAUCCAGUCAAAGAUCUAGUAGGGGGAGGGACAUGGGGUCUACAACAAGGACAAUUCACUGAUGACACCUCUAUGGCACUUUGUCUAGCCAAUUCGCUGAUUGCUCGUCAAGAUUUUGUUCCGUACGACCAAUUAGUUCGCUACAAGUGGUGGUAUCGACAUGGCUACAUGUCAUCAACUGGUAAUUGUUUCGACAUUGGUGCGGCCACUCGACAAUCUAUCGAAGAAUUUGAAACGCGUCAAAGGAACAUUCGAUGUGAAUUGCAGCAAAGAGGACGUGGCUGGUAA
Rotaria sordida is the source of this 528-nucleotide messenger RNA. The record is from the annotation of a GenBank genome assembly. Lineage: Eukaryota; Metazoa; Rotifera; Eurotatoria; Philodinida; Philodinidae.